Molecule: messenger RNA, 96 nt
Organism: Haemonchus placei
Lineage: Eukaryota; Metazoa; Nematoda; Chromadorea; Rhabditida; Trichostrongylidae
Source: the annotation of a GenBank genome assembly
AUGGCUCCUCCGCGUUUAUUACAUGAAGAAAUGGAAGACUUUUUGACAUACAAAGAAAAUGAAGCACGUUUGAGAGCAGUGGUACGAGAGCGCUGA